UCUUCUUCUAGGAUAUCUCUCUAUUUUCACGUAAUCCAGGCCGACCACUUUUCAUCUUUACACAUAGGACUAGGAGACCGCAGAACAUUAUUUCUCCACCAUCGUAAUGUUACUAUAUUUUUCAACACCCGAAAACUCAGUAGGUACGAUGUUACAGAUUGUCUUAGUUCAGCCAUUCCGUAGAAGAUCUGGAAGAUGGUGUAAAACGUCACAGGAAAUAAAGAUUGACAAGGAUGAGCUUCCUGAUCGUGAUGUUGUGAGCGCCAGCAUGGGUCGUUAGCUGCUAGAUCCUAGCGUGCGGUGCAGUGCCGCCAAGGCCUUUUCGGGAGGCGGUGCUUGAUGUCCUCCUCCGGGGAUUAUAUGUCCUUAAUCAAGAAGAAGAAAAAAGCCAAGAACCGCCUGAAUAAGACAAUAACCUGAAACUCCACCCUCGUCUGAAGCAACCCCAGCGGGGGUUGUGGUGCUCUUUUGCGGCCGAUACGGAAUCGUCCGUCGGUCGUGUGAGAACGAAGCACAAGGCUCACAGAAGGCGAACGACGUUCCUUUGGGGAGAUAAACCGCUCGCUCCUCCUCGUCCUCUUGGACAGAGUGAAGAAUCUCACAUCAACGUAGAAGUCGUCGUACGACGAGAUCUGGUAAGUAGUUUCUCCUGUCCUUGAUUUCAGACUCGCUUUUGGGGACGUCGUCCAGGACGACUACUUCCAUCCCCAGCAAGAUGCCGAUGUUUAAACAAAUGCUGUUUGGCAGCGGGGACGAGCACCAGAGCCCAAACACGGACGACAACGAGCUGACCAACGAAGACAUUUUAAAGAACCUCCUGGAGGAGAAGGAAACGGAGAUUAAGGACUUGAGGCAUCGCGUGCAGGCCCUCAUGGAUGCCAUGCACAAAGAUUCCCCGCGUGGGGAAGGGAAGACCGACGGUGGAGCCACCGAUUUUCUCACGGAAAACGUGGCGCUGAGGUACUAAAAAGUGUACUCUAGUAGCGUUUAAAAGUUCUUGCAUAGUAUCUUUCGGCAACAUUGACGAAACGAAUGAAAUGUGAUGUGCGAUGUUUUGUACUGUAAUUCUUGGCCUGUUGCUUAUUUGACUGCCUAUGGCGCUGGCGCACUCGCACACGAUACUUACGAGGCACGAAGACCAUUUUCACGCAUGCGUCACGUCAACCAAAACAGGGAAGCCCUGGCGCAGGCCCAACAGCAACUUUCUGAGGUUGUCAUGGGGACAAGCGAUAGGAGCGCCCCCGGAGUGGACAAUAGUGAGGCGAUGAAGCAGGUCACAUACUGGAAGGGAAAAUGGGAAGAGAAGGAACAAGAGGUACUUACGUAAAUUUCUACAUGCUGUUUCUUGAUCACGACAGUAACACUUUCACUCCUGCGGCUGCUGUGUUUUAACUCUUUUUGCUUUAAGUAUACUUACUCGAAACUCGAAUACCGACCCAGGGGUAGUUGUUUCUAUCAGUCCCGUUAUCUUCGAAAAACAUAAAAAACCAUCAGAACGUCCGCCUUCUGUCCGAGAAUACGGAUUUCCAGGCCCAAAUUCAAUCCCUUCAAGCAGAAAACGCCCAGCUUCGCGACUCCGAGCAACGGGCAGUUGCAGCGCUUGAAGCGGCCCAAGCCGCGGCUGCGACUGCAGCCGUUGCCGUGCCGGACAGGGCAGAGGUUCCCACCGUAACAAGUGCGGCCGCUCCUUCCAAGAAGCAAGAUGACAAUGACGUGGACGGCUGGGGCGAUAUUGACGAUGACGAAGAUUUGCUCGCAGCAGCAGCGACCGAGAGCGACAUCAACAAGAAGCAUUUUCAAGCAGCGCUCGGGAAGGAGCCGAAAAACGCGGCCGACAUCCGUUCCGAGGAAAUCGAGAAGUUGACCGCGCAACUGGACAUCCGCUCCGCCGAAGCCGUAUGCAUUGCAAAAGUAUCGUACUCGUAGAAAUGCAUGACAAAUUUCCUUAGCAUGAGAAAUAAAAUUUGUAAUGCUGAUUUACCUGAUCCUGAACAAAAAGAUUUGUAAUGCCUGAUUGCAAUACGAGUACGAUACUUUUGCACAGGAUAAGCCGAGGAGCUGCGGAUCGCUGCCUCGAACUUUCUGGAACAGAUAUCAAAUGCAAAAAUGUCUGGGUCUGGAAGAUUGCAACUUCAACUUGUCAUGCUAAAUUUGCAGCAUGCAAAAAUCUGUGUUGCAUGAUUACCAAAAGUCGCCCAGUUUUCUUUGACCAAGUCGGGAGGUAGUUUCUCAUGCAGGAUAGGCAUUAAUAAGGUCUCGCAGAGUCUGUCAUGCUAGGUCCUGCAUUCCAGACCUCAUGGGUCAUGACAAGUCUCGAAUCCUUCCAGACCCAGACAUUUUUACAGUUGAUAACAAAAGAGGGACUACGAAAGCACGAUCAGCGAUCUGCAGCGGAAGCUGCAGGGCGAUGGGGCGCAGAAGCAGGAGAUCGCGAACCUGCAGAGCAACGUGGAACUGCUAGAGUUGGAAAACGGUAAUUUGAACAAAGAGAACACAGAGCUACGAAAAGAGGUGAAACGACUGGAAAGCGAACAGAAGGAGGUUGGUGGUCGUGUUGUAGCAGCAGCGGCCACGACGACCGCAGCCACCGUUAAUGUAGUUCCACCUGCACACCAGCCCCCAGUUCCGCGCAAGGAUUUGUACGUUGCCAAAACCGCGAUUGAGCUGGACCAGUUUUCGAUGGAGGAACUCCGGGAAGAGUUCGAGGAAGUGCAGGAGAUUCUGGAGAUUGAGCAGGGCGCGACCGACAAACUCCGGGCGGAAAUCGCGGAUCUGCAAAACCGGCUUGUGGUUCUCGCAGCUGCUCCUUCGACGACCGCCGCGACUAGUUCUUCCAGCCCCUCGAAGUCCUCGAAUAUAUCCGGCGGUGGAAAUACCAGUAACAACGCGAGCGGUUUAUCCUUUGCGCAGGAAAUGGAGAUGCAAAAGUUAAAAUCGGAUUUGACGGAGGAGAAAAAGAAGAACACCGAGUUGAUCCGACAACUGAAUCUGCUCGAAGAGGAGGUGGAAAAGAGGGCGCAGGAGGUCCGGAGCCUGUCCAAAAGCAACCCGCCGAGUCCGAGCCACGCGACGGGAGGCGUUGCAAAUGGUGCAACUUCGUCCACCGACCAAGUUUCGACCACAGGAGCAGGUGCAAACGCGAAGCAGCCACGGGUGUCCGAGGAUGGCUGGGGCGACGAUGCCUGGGGAGAUGAUGACGAUGAAGACGCUUGGGGGGACGACAAUGUCGACGUAGCUCCGGUUGUAGCAGGUGCGGGUUCAUCUUCGGGCGCAAAACCUGCUGCAACUGUGCCAGCAGCACACGACCAGGAGCCAGCUGCCGCAAUACAAAACCCGAAUGAUCUUCCUGUAACGUCGUCGAUGCAACAAGCGUCAGACGGCGAUGGUUGGGGUGACGAUGACGACGCGUUUCCCUUCGAAGACGAGGACAAAACGGCCAAGGCGGUGCUGGAGACCUUCAACAUUGCGAGUCCGGAGGAGGGUAACACGCCGUUGGGAAGUGCGACGGGUGCGGACGUGGGCAAAAUGCUGGCCGGAAUGGUGAAGGUGGAGGAGCUGCAGGUCGUGCAGCUGGAUUUGGAAGAGCAAAGGAGACUCGUGAGCCAUUUGAACAUCGAAUUGGAAAAAGCGAUGCAGGAGGUAUAGGGUUUUUAGAAUGGUUUUCAUUUUCCUCGCUUUCUUUCAUCUGUUACUGUUUCCAGUAUGCAUAGAAACAUUCCCGAAGCUCGCAUCUAUAGCUGUUUGUCGGUCGAGUCCGUGAUGAAGAUGUGGCAUGAAGUACUUACUUCUUAGUUGCGAAAAAAACGAAAUCAACCUCCCACCAGGUCCGCAAACAGGAGCAGAGCCAACAAGCCGCCACCACCUCUCUUGCCCGGGUCGAGCAGUUGGAGAUCGAACUGAAGGACAAAAUCUUCAACUUCGACAGAUUGGAGAAGGAAAACAGCGCCCUCGUCGAGCAGAACACGUCCAUGACGCAGAACAUGGAUGCGCUGGCCUUGAAAUUCGAAGAAUUGCAGCGGGAGAACGAGAGUUUGACGCAGGAAAAGCUCGCGAUGAACCAGCAGAGCAUACCGAUGGAAACGUCGCAGAUUUCGGAAGCCUCCUCGGUGCAGGACCUGACGCAGGAGAAGGACAAAUUAAUGGACACGCUCACAAGGAUAACAACCGAACUUGCCGAGAAGGAAAACGUGAUCGCCAAGCAGGAAAGUGAUGGGAAAUUGGCGGAAGAGGUACGAGGUUUGGUGAUUGUGUUUGAUGAAAAAGAAUGAGGUUGUCUUUAUGUUUUGUUUCACAUUUCCUUGCUUGCCCUUCCAACCCCAAGUCGCGAUUGAAAUUGCUACAUGACAAAAACACUUCAAACAUCAUUCCAUGCCUUAGGCCCUCGCCCUGAAAACCGCGGAAGUCGACAAGCUCAAAUCGGAGCAAGACGCGUCGAAGCAGGCGUUUGACCUCGAGUUGGACGCCUUGCGAGAGACGAACGGCCUACUGGAAACCCGGAUCGAGCAGCUGCGGCAGGAUUUGGAAAAGGAACACAAGCAGGCACAAGAGGUGAUAAGUGUCGCUGCCGUGAAUGCGAACGCAUCUAGCACUACAGGUGGUACGGUGAAUGCAGUCGAGGUUCCGGUUGAAGUCGAACCAGUGAAGAACAUGGCCGGUGCAGAUGCAAAAGAUCCAUGGGCCGAUGUGGAGGACGAUGACGGGUGGGAUUUCGGGGACGAUUCCCCGAAGGAGCAAGCACCGAAAAAAACACUUGAAGGCUCAGUUCCGACUGCCGCAGCUGUGGUGCAGCCCCCUGAUCAAACGGAAGAGGUGGAAUCUUUAUCCCAAGCUUCCGCUUCUGCUGCUCUACUCCAGCAGAAUCACGACAAGCUAGCGAAGCAGGUUGACGAACUUGUCGCAGAAAAGACUGAGCUCUUGGCGCAGCAGGCGACGCUUUCUUCCCAGCUUGAACAGCUAAAGGACGAGAGGGGAGAGAUUUUCCAAGAAAAAGAAAGGAUAACUGAAGAGAAUAUCGAGUUUAACAACAAGCUGUCCACGCUCGAAAUGACGGUGCGCGAACAGCAAGAGAAACUUCGCCUGUUGCAAGAAGAGAAAUCUUCGUCAUUACAAGCGGGACCACCACCAGCCGCUGCAGCAAGCCCCGAGACAAGCACAAGCACUACGUCCGCACCUCCUGCUCCAGAACCGAAAAGCGCUACAGUGCCCGAACCUGCACUAGAAGUAGAUGAUGACGGUUGGGAUUUCGAUGACGAGUCACCAGCGAAGACUGGCUCAGCAGGAGGAGAGCUACUACCCCAAGAGGGGGCUCCUGCUGUUCCUGUUGCACCAGCAGUGGCAACUACAAGCUCAGCAUCCUCCAAGGUACCGCAAGACCCUCUUUCCGUUUCAGUUGAAUCCCGGCAGCCGUCGAAGAUCCGGUUAUCAGAGGACUCCACGCUCGACUGGAACGAGAAGGCGCCUACACCCGCGAAAUUAGAGGCGAAAUUGAGAGAGACGGAAAUGCGGUAUGAGGAAUUGCGGGGAAAAUUCUCGGACUGUGAGAAGGAGUUUUUGGAGAGUUCUUCUCAGAAAGAUAAGCUCCUCGCGGAGAAGACGGAAGAGGUAUUGGAGAAGGAGCAGGAGCUGCGGAAAUUGGAAAAAUUAUUGCUAGAACAAAAGGAAGAACAAGUGGCUAGCGAGAGGGCAAAUCAGGCCAAGGCGAGCGAGGAGCGUGCAGCCGCUGUCGCGGAGAAUUGUGCAGAGUUGGAGAAAAGAUUCGCAAGCGAAAAGGACAAAUUGCUAGACGAGAAAAAUUUGGAAAUUUCGGCGAAAAUCGAAGAAGCGAAAGUCCUGAACAGUCUGCUACAGGAGAAGGAGGAGCAGUUGGCUGUUCUGGCGAGCAAGCAGGAUGCGAACGCCGCGGAGCAGCAGACUGCGCUUGCUGCCUCCACUGCGGAACUCGGGGCGAAAACGGAGGAGGCGAAGGAACUAGCGGCUUUGCUGAAAGAAAAGGAGGAGGCGCUAGCACUCGCACAGAUGCAAGUCGCUGACGCAGCGACUGCGAAUGGCGCAAGUCUUGCGGAGAAAGACGCUGAGAUCGCAGAGAAGGACAGUGUAUCAAAUGUAAAAAUGUCUGGGUCUGGAAACUUGUGAUGCUGGGUGGCGUCUCAUGAUGAGGCCACAAAUGCUGGCGCAGCAUCACAAGUUUCUGAGCUUCUAGGUGUUGCCUAUUCUGCAUGACAAACUGCGUUUCUGCAUCACAGAAAAGCGAAGCUCUUGGGUAACGUGCGUGACAGAUUUAAGAGUCAUGCCAGACAAGCAUGACAAACGUGCAUUCUUCCAGACCCAGACAUUUUUACAUUUGAUACACUGAGAUCGCGGAGAAAAUCGAAACGAUGAAGCAACUCUCGGAGCAGCUGCAGACGCUGGGAGAGGAGCUAACAACGGCGAAAAAACAAGUGGAAGCGUUCGCUGCGGAAAAACAGUCCGCUUCUGCGGAAAAGGACGAAGAAUUGACGCAGAGAAUCGAGGAGGCGAAGCAGCUUUCGCAACUGCUGCAGGAGAAGGAGGAGGAACUUGCAAUGGCCAGCAUGCAAGCGGACGACAGCGAGGCGGUGCGGGAGAAUUUGCGUGAAAAGGAACAAGAGCUGGCAAAGAAAACUGAAGAGGCGAGUGAGCUUUCUGUACUGCUAGCAGCGAAAUCGGAAGAGUUGGAAAAACAAAGUGAAGCCGCAGCUGCGAAAUUGCAGGAAGCAGUACUGGCGAAGAGCGAAACUAUCGCAAAACUCGAAGAAGACGCAAAACAAUCGGCAGCGCUCGUAGAGCAAAAACAGGAAGAGCUUGAGGCGGUGCGCGCGCAGCUCGAACAACAGAAAAACGGCGCGUCAACGGAACAGCAAGCGUUGGUGGUAGAGAAAGAAGCAGAAAUUGCGGAAAGAAAGGAAGAAGCGAAGCACCUCUCGGCACUGCUGCAGGAAAAGGAAAAGGAAGUGUUGAAGCUGCAACAGGACAAAGCGUCAUCUGCAGAGCAACACGAAGCUGUUUUGCUCCAAAAAGACGAAGAAAUCCAGACAAAAACCGAGGAAGCGAAGUACUUGUCGACGCAGUUGCAAGAGCUAGAAUCAGAGAAGGAAAGAGCGCUCGCCGAUCUGAAACAGGACCUGUCUGACAAAGAGCAGACAAUUCACCUGUUGUCGUCGGAGCUCGAAGUCUCGCGCAGAACCGCAGCCACUUUGGUUCUUGAGCAGGAACUACCCCCAGAAGUGGACCCGCAGAAUACUACCACAGCUCCCAUUUCCAUCCCAGCGCCAGCAGCACACGAAACGUCAGCACCCGCUCCCGCACCGAACGACAUUGAAAGCGAACUGUUUCAAGACGACGACAUAUUUGUUGAUGAAGGCACAACUGCAGCUGCUGCCCCGGCCGUUCCCUCAGCGACUUCCACGACAACACUUUUCACCCCCGUUGCCCCACCCCCGAAAACUUCAUCCGCGAAUCAAGAUAUCGCCGCAGCGCAAAGAACCCUUGUAGCGGAAGAAGAGCUGCAGGCUCUUCAGGAAAAAAGCGAAAAGCAAAAGAACGAGUUGGAAAAACUUAAUUCCGAACUCUCCUUCCUCCAACAGCAGCUGGAUCCCCUAACCCAGCAGAACGCGAGCCUAACCGAACAGAACGCGAGCCUAAGCGAGGAAAACGCGAAUCUGACCGAAAAAAACGCGAUUUUGAGCAAAGACCUAGAAAAGCAAAGCUCCGAAAUCGAGGAUUUGAAGCAAGCGAAGAGCAACAUUCUGAUCGACAAUGACGUCUUUGUCCGCGAGACCGCUACGAAGGAAGCGAAAUUUCUGGAACUCCUGAGGGACAAGGAGGAAAACGAGUCGAGCAUGCUGCAGCAGAUUCAGCAGCUGACGGAAAGGAACACAGGAAAGGAGCAGGAAAUCGCGGAGAUAAUGUUGCGGCAAAACGAGCUCGAGACGAAAGUGAAAGAAAUUGAAGCAGAAUUGGGGAAAACGGAAGAAGAAAAGGAAAGCUUGCGGAUGCGGAUGGAAGAAGCCGAAAGCGAGCGAGCGAAUUUAGCUCUUGCGGCGGUCGUGCAGCAGGAGCCAUCUUCAAACGCGCGGCCUUCUGCAGAAACGGAAGCUGCAAGAACGUCAGCAGUGGUGGAAAAGGCGGAGCCAUCGUCCGCACUCGAGAAGCAGGCUGGAGAGGAGGAUCCAUGGGCGGACGACGACGGUAUGUGGGGAGAUGACGACCAGAAUGCUGGGGCUACAACUGAGGUACUCCUCACAGCUGCACCCCCCGCUCCUCCAGCAGCGUCCGAUACUUCGGUGCCCGAGGGACAAGAUGGGGAGGUCCACGCCAGACAGGAAGUUCCCACGACAUCAAGCGAUGACCGACGUCUUGCGGAACAAGAACAGACGAUCCAAAACCUCGGUCGCUGGUGUCUCUCGGACCAGGAAAAAACGAUCCUAGAAAUGAGGAAAGAGAUCGAGACAAAAGAGCAAAAUGCAGAAAAGACGCUGAGCGAAAUGGACAACGUAAAGGAAGAACUAGAGCUGAAAAUAGCUGGAUUGGACACGGAAGUUUCUGACUUGAAACAACAGCUGCAACUCGCGGAGGAAGCGAAACUAGCAGCGGAAGAGCAGCUUUCCUCCGCUUUGCUCGUCGCGCGACAGAAAAGCGAAAACGAACAGCAGGAGCACGAGGAGAAUCUCGAAAAAGAUCGUGCGGUUUCCAAACAGCUCGAAGUUGACAUGGAGAAGUUAUGUCAGGAAAAAACAGAACUCGAACAGUCCUUCAAGCAACAAAUCAACGACCUCGAGGAUCAGAUCGCGGAGCUGCAGACGCGCCAUUUAACUGAGCAGAUGGAGUGGAAGGGAAAACUGCAGGAGGAAAAAGAAGCCGCGGUUUCGCAAGCAGAAAAGGCGGCUCUGGACCGCUUCCAGGGAGAAGCGAGUGUGAAAGAUAAAGAGCUUUCUUCCCUCCGGGAAAUCAACGCGGAAAGAGAUGAACAAAUUGUUUCGUUGGAAAAACAUUUGCAGACCGCGAUGGAAAAGCUGGAAAACGCGAGCGAAACUAUGGAAGGGAAAACCUUUGAGCUCCGUCAACAGUUGGAAUCUGCGGAACAAGUGAAAAGCCAGCUGGAGCAAGAUUUGGCGAGGGCAAAAGAGGAGCAGCAGAAGUUCAUUCUUGCCAAAAACGAGGAAUUUGCUGCCAGAGAGCGAGAAUUGCAGGAAAACUCGGAUCUGCAAACCCUGCAGAACGCGAAACAGGCCUUGCAGCUGCAACUCGACGCCGCGACGACGCGCUCGCAGGAGUUCGCGGAGAAAUGCCAGAUGGAGCUCGGGAGCUACCGGGAGAAGUUGCUCUUUUUGGAGAAGGAAAAGCAGGAUCUUUCGGAUAAGGUUCUGCGACUGAACAAGAAUUUGUUAGAAGUGAACAGCGAAAACGACGCCUUGGUCGCGGAUAUGGAGGAAAAGGAGGAAAAACUGAUGCAGUACGAGAUGCAGCAACCGAUGCCGCAGCAGCAAUUCCACGCGGCGGCAAAUGGACACCACCACUACGGCAAUACUAUGUUGCACCACACCCGGCCCCAGAAGCAGUCCAUCCGCAUUCACCACCUACAGGAGGAGAACAGCUUGCUGAAGCACGACGUCGAGUCCUGGAAGGAGCGAGAACAAACUGCGUGCGCCAAAAUCGAAGAGAUCAUCGCGGAUGGAGAAAGGCUCUGGUACGAGUGGGAGCAGGAGAAGCAGGUCCUGGUUGCGGAGAACCUUGAAACGCAGAAGAACGCGAAACUCUACAUCAAACAGUCACGAGAAGCUUAUCUCCGGUUGAAGAAGGAGGGGUCCGAGUAUUGCGCUGGGCUGGAAAAGCAGCUCGCUUUGCUGCAGCAAAAGGUGGACAGCAAGGGGAAUCCGGUGACGAGAGACCCGCUGGACACCGCGCGGACGGACGGCUUCAACAACGGAGCGAGCCCCGUUUCCCACAUUCAUGAGACCAAUAGUCCGCAGGGAAGUGGCACCAGAGCGGGCAGCUUUGCGGAGAUUGCGAACUUUCUGGAAAACGACGUCGGCCCGCCGCCCAUCGGCAGCUCCAAGGAAAGCAAUACAGCGAAGGAGCAGAUACGCCUUUUGGAUUUGGAAGUGCAAAAGUACAAGGAGAAGUGCGCUCUGCUGGAACAGCAGCUCAGUGAGGUGGGGAGAAGGAUAGCAAGCAGCGAUAAGAAGUCCUUUUCCGGCUCGCCCGAUCUCGUCGGUGUGGAUUUGCAAAUGCCGACGAGUGCGGAGAAACAGGCCGGGAUGAACAAUGUCAAGCGCGCAAGUCAGAUGACGAAGAUCGUCGACGCCCUUGGCGAGUCGGUAAGGACGACAAAUCUGCACGGGACGCCGCAGGUCGGAGUCAACAACGACUCGCCGGAACUCCUGCCGCAGCAUCCUAUGGGCACUCCUCUGAUCAAGGAAGAUGAGGAGGGCUGGGAUUGGGAAGACGACGAUGUUGAUCCUCUGGGCGGAAACAAGACUUCUACAACCGGUGCGGAACAAGAGCAAAAAAAGAAUGCACCGCCGGAAGCAAAUACAAAUAUCAACAAACCUGCUGCAGAAGCUGCGUCCAAGCACCUUUUCGCCGGCCCAAAUCCUUCAGCAACUCCAACCGAGCAGGAAACCGUGAUCAAAAACCUCCAAAAAGAGCGAUCGGAGCUGCAGUCGGAACUGCAGCAGACAGUCGACGAGAAGUUGCAAUUAGAGCAGUUGGUCACGUCCCUCCAAAACGAAAAGUCCGAACUCCAGCUGCUGACGCAGAAGGACAAAAUCCAGCUGUCCGCUGCGGUUUCCGGAACGAUGCGGAAGUUCUCGAAUUCCUUGAUGCCCUCCAUUACGGAAGACGAAAUCGAUCAAACGCAGGAUGUCCAGGUUUUGCAGCAGGAAGUGAAGCGGUUGAACGCGAAGCUGCACUUUUUGGCGAACGCCGCGAGCCAGCAGUUGACCGAUCGAGGAGACCAGGAAUCCGACAUUGCGGAGCUCGAGGCGCAGCGGAAUCUCGAAAUCGCCGACGACCAGCUAGUCCCGCCCUCCGGAUCCGCGGCGUCCGGCGCGGGUGGCGACAUGAUGAACCGCAGCUUGAGUGCGAAUUUGUUGAAUGGCGAAGGAGGUAUUGGCCACAUGUCGCCUGGAAAGAAGGGCGCUAUGUCGGCGGUGUCCGUUUCCUCCGCCGAUUCCAUGGCGGUUUGCCACCAGGCAAACACAGUUCUCGACAGCGAGUUUGGCGGAAAUCUCUCGGACAUUGUUUUGAAUAAGUCCGGCACAACUUCGCUCCACGGUGGAAAUAACGAGAACAAGGGCGGUGGAGGAGGGGACAACACGACGUCGCACAAGGGCGCUUUCGCAACCGCUGUGAGCAAAUUAUCCCCGCGGUCCGAGCAACUAAUUGCCAAUAAAGGAGGAGCAUCUUCCGCUUCCCGUCGUCGAGAUUUGGAUGUGCAGAGUGACAUGGACAAUAUCAUCUCAGCUGCGCGGUCCCGGACGGGGAGUAGAAAAGCGAAUAGUAAGAACGGAAAUGGGCUCCAGCUCGACGUUGAAGAUCCGAACGACACAAGCGGGAUCAAUAACUUGCCCGAAAAUGACGUUGACAAUAUGAACGAGAUGAAUGUCUCCGAAGCGGACUGCGACGCCGACUCCGUCGCGAUCGGCACAGUUUCCUCGGCGAGUAGACCCCGACUCGUCCCGUCGAGUUGCGACGUGCCCCCCGCGGGCUUGCUGGGCAACGGCGCGGGGAGCAGUGCGGUCCCCGGGACGGAGGGGGAACGGGACGAUGGGGAGCAAGACGAUCUGGAGCAGUUGUUGCAGCAGGAGUUGUCGAAUGAGAUGAAUCUAAAUUUGAACCCGGAACAGGCCCAACUUCAAAGACAGCAGAUGGUCGAGCAGAUGCUUUUGCACGGAAUCAACGGGCCACAGAUGAACGACUCCACCGCAAUAAAUGCGAAACAGGAUUUCGACGCGAGCGCGCUCCGGGCCUUCGUUGGCACGAAAAACGCGGCCGGGGGGAAAGGCGGCCACCAGGGCCCGUCGGAAGCGGUGGUGGCUGGGAUUGGGAAGGGCGCGGGGAGGAUCCAGCUGCAAAGUGGCAAUCCGCGGGAGCGGACGAUGACGGAGAUGAGUGUCAAUGGGAAUUACACCGUGGAAGACGACGACGCGAUGUUUAAUGCGACGAAUAAGGCGGGGUCCUCGGCGAGCAUGAACCAGGCCAGUUUGCUGCUGGCAGAAAUGGAGGAGCAGUACAACUUUUUUUCGUGAUUUGCUUAAAUAAUGGCACUGGUAGAUAAUUUUUCGCGACACCACACACAGCGACUCUCUUUCUUCGUUUCAUGUGCAGCCAUAAAAAUAAAAUUUUGAAAUUUCGCGGAUUUUGACGGGAAACAAAAAUAAAACUUUGAAAGUUCGGUAGUGAUUUUUGUAGUUUGGGGCCGUAAAUGUACCUGCCCGUCAUGCUUGUCUUCGGAGGAUUACGUUUACCGCCUUCAUUUUCGUCUCGUCGGGUCGUUCCGUCAGCUCAAUAAAAAUAAAUUUUUGAAAUUUCGCGGAUCGAAGGGACAGACUCCACUGCUUUCGCGCAACGUUUCUUGAAGAUAGGCAUAGGCCGAAGAAGGCAGUUUUUUGCGAAAGAGGGUGACCCUCGUCUAUGAAAUGCAGAGUCCAUCGUCAUCCUUUCGUACUGAAUCUGAAAAAAAAAUCCAAACAGAUUUUCCACCGAGCGCACGGAGCUGCAGCUGAAGAUUGACAAGGCGGAGGCGAAAGUUGAGUCGUUGACCAAGGAGCUCGAGCUUUUGAACGACAAGCUGCUUUCGGAUAAGCACAAAUUCGAGGAGCAAAUCGCCGAGUACGAGGCGAGCAGCACCGCGUCGCAGAUUGAACUGACGAAAAUCAAACAGGAACUGGAACUGGAAAAGAAGCGCAAUAGUACAACGGAGAUGAAUAAGGUACUACCCUCCACCGCAGGAGCUACUUCAGGAGAUAAUAUGAAGGUCGUGCAGCAACUGCAGCAGACACUAGCGAAGGUUACGACCGAGAAGCAGCAAAUCCAAAAGCAGUUCCAGGCGAAGCAGAUAUCGCUUCAAAACGACGUGAAGAAAUUGGAGCAAGAACUGGGGAAGAACUACGAGGGGAAAGAGGGGGAUCGCAUGCAAAAGAUGAUCACCACUUUACGGCAGGAAAGGGACAAAGCACGGGAACUCGCGGAGCAGUUUCACAAGCAACUGCAGAAAUUGACCGGAGUAAAACCGACAAGCGGGGCGGGUGGAGUCGCGACGGGGAAAAAGUAGUGGGUCGGAUAAAAAAAGUUGAAAGUUAAUGUGUCCUUCCGUCGGCAUUUAAAGUUUUGUAUAUUUGUUGGUUACUAUGAAAAUGAAUGUACUUAUGUACUUAGAGGGUGUUGGCAGCUGCAAACAGCUCGAGACUGUCUAGGUCUCCAUGUAUUUAAUUAUGUCGCAAAUCAUCUUCAAGGUCCUCACGGACCGACGAGGACGAACUGUAUAAAGAAAAACCUCUUGCUUUUCCACUAGCGAAACUGCGUCACCAAUUUUUUCGCAGUGAUCGCGGUUCUACUUUUUCAAGAAACAGCUGUGAAAAAAUAGGCCUUGUUGAAUCAAUAACAAAAAAGAUUCGGUAGUUUUCUUGUUCCUUUACAGCGAUAUCAGGAAAUUAAUUUCGUGAAACGACAAAUUUUCCUGAAUCUUCAAUCUAGCGACAAAUUCUAAUAAAUACUUCUCGAAAUAAGCGUAACCCGCACUGUCUGUUGAAAUGGUUCGAGCCUCACAAGAGCAUCAAAUAUGAAAGUCAGCUUCAAUAUCCCUACAAAAACUGAGCCUAAGAAGCUCGCAGACGACGAUUUUUUGUCCGGAAUUCAAAGGAAUUUCGAAUACUAGCUUUGCGCGAAUCAUAAUCUUCGAAACAAAAUUCAUUAAUUCGGCUAAAAAA
Amoebophrya sp. A120 is the source of this 13946-nucleotide messenger RNA. The record is from the annotation of a GenBank genome assembly. NCBI's taxonomy places the organism in Eukaryota, Dinophyceae, Syndiniales, Amoebophryaceae.